Molecule: messenger RNA, 2800 nt
Organism: Periconia digitata
Lineage: Eukaryota; Fungi; Ascomycota; Dothideomycetes; Pleosporales; Periconiaceae
Source: the annotation of a GenBank genome assembly
UCAAUCUGUGUAAUGAGGUCCCGACUUCUCACUUCGCUUCUGAGAUAACUUGACUUGCUUGAUUGAGGUUCGUAUAACCCACGAAUCCCGUUUUCAUCGGCUCUUACGUGACAUGUGUCUUGCUGGUUCUUUAGGGAAUUCACUGUGCUCUAUAUAUCUACCUCGGUACGUACUAUCUUGUGCCAGAUCUCAACGAUCGUCAAAGUUCUGGAAUGAAGUGAAGACUAAUCACGUGACACAGCUGAGCACGUGAUGCAGAAGCCAACCUUGAUCGCUCUAUAUCGGGGCCCCUGGCGCACCCUGAAUGAAUGUAAAUAGAGAUUGAAUUAAAAAAGCAUACAUAUGGUACGUUGAGAGGUUGUCUAACAGUAUUUCAGGAGUGGAAAGCGCGUCGAUGCCCUCAUGCUUGUCUUGCCCCUGCCAAGCCCCGGAUGUGGGCUUUCAUCUCAUCUUAGUUUAGCUCGCUUGGCGAAACCGAAAACUUUCCGACCGCGACAGCCCCGUUGCACGUUCUUUGACGCUACAUUGCCGACGACGCGACGAAUCUUCCACCACCGAGUACGUGAGACCUUCCAAUAUGGAGAACCUGGAUUUCGACCCGGAAGCUUCCAUAACAGUCGCCACGGGGCGUCCCUUGAUACAGGACCUGGAAGAUUCCAUAACGGUCGCCACGGGGCGUCCCUUGAUACAGGACCCGGAAGAUUCCAUAACAGUCGCUACGGGGCCUUCCUUGAUACAGGACCCGGAAGAUUCCAUAAGGGUCGCCGUGGGACCUUCUUUGAUACAGGACACUAGAACACCGCCUAGAAACACUCGUCAGGACUGCGUGGCUUGCAUGGAUAUCGGUCGCAUAUGCGACCGAGAACUUCCAAGCUGCAGUCAAUGUGUUACUUCCAACGCCAGAUGUAGGCCUCGCUUACAGCCAGUAUUGAGAAUGAGCGCCCUCACCCGGAGAAGUGUUACACCCGACGUACGAUCCACUUCUGCAAUACCAAGCGCACACGAGCCAAACAACCACGAGCCCAGCCCCCAGGAGUCAACUCUACCACACGCAAGCCAUCAACCAUCCCUUGGAACCAACCGACUUGAACCGAUCACGAUCCCCUCAAGCCCUCCCCCGGACCAAGACCCAGAAUUCCAACCAUCACAUGGAACCGACCCACUUGUACCGAUCAUAAUCCCUUCAAGUCCUCCCCCGGACCAAGAUCUGGGCUCUGAGUUCCGACUACCACCAGGUCAUCAACAAGUACUGGCCACGAUGCCUUUGCUAUUUCCCAUCCCCUAUCAAAUCUUCUGGACUGAAUAUCUUUACCCUGAAUACUCGGAAAACGAUCACAUCCGUGGCAUGCUUCGCGCCAUUGGCGAGAUGUACCGCGCAAUUCCGAUGAGUAUGUCACGUGAUGAACGCGUCCGUGCGGAAGGGUGUGACUUGAAGACAACUGCCGUCAACACGUAUAGGCAUACACUCGAAGCGUUAGGGCGCAGUGCAAAUGAAGGAAAGGAAGAUAUGGGCCUGUUUGUGAUCACCAUUUGCUUGAAUUCCUACUUCGAGUCUUUGAGUGGGAACAUACCUGCGUUCAUCGGUCGUAUGCACUCCGUCCAUCAUUACUUCAAGAUGUAUAACACCUUGAUUCUUCAUCGCUCUAAUGAGUAUCGGAAAGAUACCAGAGGUAUGUAUCCAGUGCAAGAUUGUCUUCGAUCUCUGGAUCGAAUUUGUUAUGUUGCUCUACCUUUAGAUAGGAUCCAUGUUGACAGUAAGUUGAUCUUGAGUGAAUACAAUUCCCAUCACAGAGGACAGAACUCUGGUGAGUCAAGGGACUUCAUAUCACUCCGAAGUCUCGUGAGUAUAAUCUUUGAAGACGAGAAAAUCAGGCGACUUGUGUGGAGUCCAACCGCCAUUUACACCCAGGAGACGCCGUUGGACUCCAUUUACUCUGUUGAGGAAAAGCUUGAGCAAUGGAAGCGUCUUUAUCUAGAUCUGAUCCCGGAACUGGAUACCGAUGCCGCGCUCGCUAUUCUACUUGAUUAUCCAGAUCACCAAGCACCAAGGCUCGUCAUGCCGCCGUCACGGUACCGAUCCACCACUCCACACACAUCACUCGCAGCCUUACAUUUCAAUUUCUACGUUGCCCGCCUGAAGCUGGCGUUAGUGCUUCUUGGUGUCGACCCUACGAGAAACAAGAUGCAGACCAAUUUCUACUUGUACGAGACCCUCAAGCACGCUGCAUCUCAUGUGACACGUGGCCCAUGGGAUGCACUCCAAGUCGGAGUUCUACCUAUCCUGCACAUUGUCGGUCUCUGCAGCCCUCGACCGUCUUGGGUCGAGUGGAUCAAAAAAGCCUGCCGCAGCAAAUCCACAGAAGGCAUUUUCAACGGUCACGCAUUUGCUACGAACUUGGAGAGCCUACAUCUGAUGGAGGGAAACAGGAAAAGUGCGUCUCUUUUGAGAGCGGAUGAGUAUCCAGACCCUACGAAACGGGUUAUCUGUGAAUUCGUCCCCGAGUUGGAUGGACACCAUUUCAUCUCCUUCUUUGCAGCCCCCAUUCCCGAUCUUGAAGCACAACAGGAAAGACGAGGAGGGUACCGUACAAUUGGCCAUACUCGAUGGCGUUACCUCCAUGAUGAAGAUGGAUCUUACACGCCAACCUGGCCUCUCUGGAGAAUGUAUAAGGAGCCUUUUUCGGAGGAAUGGAUCUACAGCACCGAGGCAGCACAGAGUUGGCUGCAGCAUGCUAGACAGAAGAUGUUUUCUCUUACGCGCGCCAUGGAAGAGCAUAUGCGUGGAUCAGAAAUAUUGUAG